GGUUGGAGAUGCGCCCGGCUUGCUCACGACGAGUCAAGAGCCGGCGAGACAGCGCAAGUUCCAUUGCAGCUCCAGGUGCCAGCGCCAGUGGUCUAUCACUCAACCGAAACGUCUCUAAUACUAGGCCGGCCGUACGCGACUUCACCCAUCCCCUGGUCCACCACAAGACAACAGAGGCCGACAUUGUCGACUUUGACGGCCCCCAUGAUCCAUACAAGCCCAUCAACUGGCCCACCAGGAAAAAGGUAGCAACCACGUUUCUAUAUGGCCUCGUCACAAUGUCGGCCACCUGGGCCUCAGCCGCGUACUCGCCAAUUGCCACACGGGUCGCCGAUGAGUUCCACGUCAGCUUCCGAGUUGCCAGCCUUGGAACAACCCUCUUCAUGCUCGGCUUCGGGCUGGGGCCUCUGCUCUGGGCACCCCUCUCCGAGGUAUAUGGCCGCCGAGUAGCAGUCCUCGGACCCAUGUUCAUCGCCACAUGCUUCUCCUUCGGAACCGCUACUGCCAAGGAUAUUCAGACUGUAUUGAUCACGAGAUUCUUCGCUGGCUUCUUUGCCUCUGCCCCGGUGACCAACACUGGCGGCGUACUUGGUGAUCUGUUCUCGGCGGCCUACAGAGGUAUAGCUAUGGCAGGAUAUGCAUUGGCCGUGGUCGGUGGCCCCACGUUUGGCCCCAUCGUCUCUGCGGCCGUACUCCAAGAUCCGAAGCUCACCUUUCAACUGACACAACAUAUCACUGGCCUCAUACAAGCGUUCAUACUCCUGUACGCAAUUAUCUUCAUUGACGAAACCUACCCACCCGUCCUACUUAUUUACAAAGCACGGCGUCUGAGGCACGAGUCCGGCAAUUGGGCCCUUCACACCAGGUUCGAGGAGUGGGACGUCAGCAUUACUGAACUCGCAAAGAAGUUCCUUAUCCGGCCACUGCAGCUGCUUUGCACACCCAUCUGCUUCCUGGUGGCCCUUUACGCCUCGUUCGUCUACGGAAUUCUCUACAUGCAACUCGGUGCAAUCCCUUACAUCUUCGGCAGGUUGAGGGGCUGGAGCCUCUUGCAGAGCCUGCUACCCUUCCUCGCCAUCGCUUUAGGUUGCGUUAUUGGCGCAGCCCUCAACAUACUCAAUCAAGUCGCCUACAACAAGGCAUACGAGGCAGCAGGUCAAAAGGCCAUCCCUGAGAAACGACUGCCGCCGAUGAUGCUAGGCAGUGUCCUGUUCGCCGGCGGCCAGUUUAUUACCGCCUGGACCGCGGAACCAAGAGCCGCCCCUUGGAUUGUCCCCGUUCUCGGUCUGUUUCUUAUGGGCUGUGGCUUCAACACCAUAUUUCAGGCGGCACUGAACUACCUCAUCGAUACUUUCCGUGCUUAUGCAGCUUCAGCUGUUGCCGCUAAUACUUUUUUGCGUAGCAUGUUCGCCGCUGGCUUGCCCCUGACCAUCUUGCCGCUCUACAGCACACUCGGCGUGGGACCGAGCCAGAGCAUUUUUGCUGGAUUCGCAAGCCUGUUGAUCCCCGUACCGUUUGUCUUCUAUUACUUCGGCAGGAAGAUCAGGGCUCGGAGCAAGUGGAGCAGGGCGAGUGUGUCCUAGACUGCGGGCAAUACGCAGUGCACAUACGAAAGAGGCGGACAUUAUGAGUAUUAGGGUAUCCACAUGUUCAUCUUCAAGACAGCAUUGACCACAUGGUCUGAGAAGG
This is a messenger RNA of Diaporthe batatas, 1689 nucleotides long. RefSeq lists its product as uncharacterized. The record is from RefSeq and is a predicted model, not a curated record. NCBI's taxonomy places the organism in Eukaryota, Fungi, Ascomycota, Sordariomycetes, Diaporthales, Diaporthaceae. The coding region runs from base 9 to 1583 and encodes 524 amino acids. Gene Ontology annotation, biological process: transmembrane transport. Gene Ontology annotation, molecular function: transmembrane transporter activity. The transcript has a single exon.